GUGAGCUGCUCGGAGUUCUGUACGCGACUCGCGAGCACUUCGUAUGCAAAAUCGAACAGAAAAAGAGAAGAGAAAAACAAAAAUAAGGUGAAGAAAAGAAGUGUCGGGUAUAAAGGAACCUCCUUGGCCGUUCACAUGUCAGUUGAGAGAGGCGUCUGAUGGUCUCCAGUCCUGAUGUGAGGAAGGAAUCUUAGAAGAUCGGAGAUAUGAAGAGAGAGAAGAGUUUAACACAGACCAUGGCCUCAGCCAAAGAGGAUGGUGUGGAUCAAAGCCUGGCCCACAUUAAACAAGAGGACUGUGAGUGGGGUGCGCCAGGCGGUUUGUCUGUGAAGCUGGAGGAUUGUGAAGGACAAAUAUCCAUUUUUAAAGAGGAGGAGUGCAAGGGGGGGAUUGUUGAAGUUAAAGUGGAGGAAGAACAUUUGUCAGUUAGUCCUGAACUGCAGAACCUCGCAACUGAGAAUAUUUUCAAGCAAGAGAAUUUUGAAGAGUCUCAUUCCGGUUUACAGUCCUGGCCCGCUAAUGUCGGACAGCUGGCUACCCAGCAGGACUCUGUAGACCUGAAAUCGGAGCUCCCUGAAUUUGACGAGAAAGUCGAGGAAGGAAACCAGAGAGAAGGGGGAGAGCCUCAGUCAUCUCGGAGUGCGGGAAUGACUUUACAAGAGCAUGGCAGCUGCUUUUUGUCGUCUUUUGCCGAGACGUCUCUUCAGUGCAAACUGCAGGACAAGAAGAUGAAGAAAUCUACAAGAGUGUGUGAGAAUCUGAUAGCAGCCUCUUCACUGAGCAUUUCUCCUCCUUCAAGGGAUGCCAUCGGCACUGACCAACAACAAGGGCAUAACACAGAUCAGGAGGGUGAGAAAACAUUUAAAAACAAACCCGACUGUGAAGAUCGGAAGUCAGUUUAUACAAAACCAAAGCCAUAUUGCUGUUCGGAAUGUGGCAAACGAUUCCUCCAUAACUGCAGGCUUCAGGCACACUUAAAAAUUCAUACUGGCGAAAAAUGUCAUUCCUGCUCUGAAUGUGGCAAACAACUUUCUGACAUUUACAGUCUCCAAAGACAUUUAAGACUCCACACUGGAGAAAAGCCGUAUGGCUGUGCUGAAUGUGGGAAAAGAUUUAUUCAAAGUAGCCAUCUUCAGAGCCACAAAGGCAUUCAUACCGGAGAGAAGCCAUUUGGCUGUUCAGAAUGUGGCAAAACAUUUCUCUAUAACAGCAAUCUUCUGGCACACAUAAGAAUUCAUAUUGGAGAAAAAUCUCAUUGCUGCUCUGACUGUGGCAAACGGUUUUCUGACAGUCGUAGUCUCCAAAGACAUGCAAGAAUCCACACUGGAGAAAAGCUGUAUGGCUGUGCUGAAUGUGGGAAAAGAUUUUUUAAAAUUAGCAGUCUUCAAAGCCACACAAGAAUUCAUACUGGAGAGAAGCCAUAUGGCUGCUCUAAAUGUGGCAAAAGAUUUGCUCAAAGUAGCAAUCUUCUGAGCCACACCAGAAUUCAUACAGGAGAGAAGCCAUAUGGCUGUUCUGAGUGUGGCAAACGGUUCACUCAAAGCAGCAGUCUUCAAAGUCACUCAAGAAUUCAUACAGGAGAGAAACCAUAUAUUUGUUCUGAAUGUGGGAAAAGAUUCACUUACCAUAGUGCUCUUUGGCAUCAUAAACAAAUUCAUACUGGAGAGAAGCCAUAUUGCUGUUCUGAGUGUGGCAAACGAUUCAACAGCAGCAGUCAUCUCCAUAGCCACUCAAGAAUUCACACAGGGGAGAAGCCAUAUGGCUGUUCUGAAUGUGGCAAACGAUUCACCCAGAGUAGCAGUCUUCAGAAACACAUACGAAUGCACACUGUUGUGCAGUUGGGAGCCCUGCUUCUCAGGUCACAUGGCUGUGCAGUGAGGUGUCCGAUUAACCCCCGAAUCCCCCCACCCCCCCUUGCCUGGGCUCUAACUGUGAAGAGGAAAGCGAGGAAGCAGACACUUGUGGAAAGGGAAGAGUUUCCCACGCAGAGCAUGGCUUCAAACAAAAAGGACGUCGUGGAUGAAAAACUGGCAUGCAUUAAGCAAGAGGACUGUGAGUGGGGGGCACCAGAGGGUGUGUCUAUCAAACUGGAGAGUUGCGAAGGAAGAAUUUCGUCCUUUAAAGAGGAGGAGUGCAAGGGAGAGACGGUUGAAGUUAAAGUUGAGCAGUUUGAAGAUUUAUCGGUUAGUCUUGGACUUCUAAACCAUGAAAGUGGGGAUUUUGCCAAGGAAGGCAUCGGUGACGAAUCUCACCCCAGUUUACAGCCCUGUGUCACUAAUUCGGGACAAGUGGCCAACGAGCAGAAUGCUAUGGAAGUGAAAUCAGAGUUGGAAGAGGAAAUCACAGAAGGAAAUGGGAGAGAGGAAGAGCAGCGGUCAUCCAGGGAUGGUGGAACAGAUGUCCCAGAGAACUGCAGCGUCUCCCCAGCUUUAUUUGUUCAGACCUCUCUUCAGGGCAGACUGCAAGACAAACAGGACAAGGUAAAGAUGAAGAAAUCAACAAGACGAUCAGAAAAUGUGACCUCAGCCUCUUUGAAGUGUAGUUCUCCAAAUGGUGUCAAACUAGUACAGAGAGAAGCUAGUAGCACUGAUCAGAAACAGCAAUAUAAUACAGAUGAAGAGAAUAGAAAAUGCAGAAAAAUGUUCAAAAACACUCCUGACUGCAGAGAUCAUACGUUAAUUCAUACGAGUCAGAAGCCCUAUGCCUGUUCUGAGUGUGGCAAAUGGUUCCCUUACAGCAGCUUGCUUAAUAAACACAUGAGAAUUCACACUAAAGAGAAACCUUAUUGUUGCUCUGACUGUGGGAAAGGAUUCUCACAAGUAAGCCAUCUUCAGACCCACAGAAGAAUUCACACUGGAGAGAAACCACAUUGCUGUUCUGAAUGUGGGAAAGGAUUCUCACAGACAAGCAGUCUUCAUAGGCACAGAAGAAUCCACACUGGAGAGAAGCCAUAUUGCUGUUCUGAAUGUGGGAAGCGGUUCUCAGUACUGAGCCAUCUUCAGAGGCACACAAAAAUCCACUACACUGGAGAGAAAUCUUAUGGCUGUUUGGAAUGUGGCAAAGUAUUCAGUGACAGCAGUGCCCUUGAGACGCAUACAGAAAUUCAUAACGGAGAGAAGCCUUAUUCCUGUUCUGAGUGUGGUAUAGUGUACUCCAACUAUAGCAAUCUUUCUGAACACAAAAGAAUUCACAUUAGAGAGAAACUUUACAGUUGUUCUGAAUGUGGCAAACAGUUCCAUUACUGCAGCGGCCUUAAUAGACACAUGAGAAUUCAUACUGAUGAGAAACCUUAUUGUUGUUCUGAAUGUGGAAAAGCAUUCUCACAAGUAAUCCAUCUUCAGACCCACAGAAGGAUCCACACUGGGGAGAAACCUUAUUGCUGCUCUGAAUGUGGGAAAGGAUUCUCACAAAUAAGCAGUCUUCAUAGGCACACAAGAAUCCACACUGGAGAGAAGCCAUACUGCUGUUCAGAAUGUGGAAAACGAUUCAUUGACAAUAGUGCUCUUUACCGUCACACACAAAUUCAUACCGGAAAGAUCAAAUUAAGAAAAAUUAAGAAAAGAAAUUCUAGGCCUGUCUAGAUGCCCUACCAAUUACCAUAACUCCAUAUGAAUUCCAGAAGGAAGCAAUAUUAGGAACAAGGCAAGUACUACGCAAAGUCCUGGCAACCAACUUAAGAAAACAAAAAUGUCAGCAGUGCAGAAAUCACUCAAGGAAAAACGGCUACGAUUCAGGACUCAAGAAUAGGGUUCACUUUUGUACUGAAAGUAAGGAAACUAAAUCAUUACUGAGAAAUUAUUCCCCAAGAGAAACCAUUUUGCUAUUCUUAAUGUGGCAAAUGAUUCCCAAUUCUAAGCCAGCUUUAGAGGAAUAUACCCACUGGAGAGAAACCUUAAGGCUGUUCUGAAAGUGGCAAAGUAUUCUCAGAUAUUGGUGAUCUUGAGGUGCACACAGAAAUUAAACUGGAGACAACCAUAUUUUUCUUCUGAAUGUGGCAAACAGUUCCAUUAAUACAGCUUGCCUAACAUGAUUAUUCACACUGAAGAGAAGCUGUAUUGUUGUUCUGAAUAUGGGAAAGGAUUCUCAAUAGUAAGUCACAAGUACUACGCAAAGCCCCGGCAGCAAAUCUAACAGAAUUAUAGCUGUAGCCAUGCAAAAAUCACCACAAAAGUGAGUCUCGGAAUGUAAGCAAGCUAAACCAUUGUUGAGAAAUUAAUCCCCGAUGGUAACCUAAUUGCUGUUUUGAAUGUGAGAAACGAUUCCCACAAUUAACCAGUCUUCAGAGGUAUACAAGAAUUCCCAAUGGAGAGUAGCCAUACUGCAGUUUUGAAUGUGGCAAGCGAUUCCUUAGCAGGGGCACUCUUCAGAAGCACACACAAAUUACAAUAAUAAUUCAUUACAUUUAUAUAGCGCUUUUCUCAGUACUCAAAGCGCUAUCCACACAGGGAGGAACCGGGAAGUGAACCCACAAUCUUCCACAGUCUCCUUCAUAGUGGAGAGAAACCAUCUUGUUCUAGAUUCACCAGUUACCGAAGUCUUCAAGUAUCCCAAAGAAACACACAUUUGGAGAGAAACCUCAGUGUUGUUCUAAAUGUAGCAAACAAUUUUCUGACGGUAGAACUGUUAAGUCACUCACAAACUAAAACUGGAGUUAAAGAAGACCUUAAGGUGAACGAUAAGAGGGGAAGGAGGACAAAGACUCCAAAUAUCACUCACCUAACCACUCAGGUUCUGAGGAGUACCUUCACUUGGUGGACUUUGCUGUAUAAGACUGGAUGAGGGGGAAAAAAGCUUGAAACUGCCGGUCUGUUGACUUUGGAACACCCUGACUUUCUUUGUACCGACACAUUUCAAUUAGAAAAUGAGAUCAUCUGUCACAUCUGACUUUAUAUUUUGUUCUCUGGUAACAGUUUACAAAUAAAAAGUCUUGUUUCUUUUAACCAGAUAUUUACUUAUGACUUUUAAUAUGUUUAACUAAUUUGAGGUUUUUCAUAAUACUUAAUGUUUCUGGAAUAUACCAUUUAUCUGUAUGCUGAUUGGUGUAAAUUAAAACAUAUUGAAACUUGUUUUGUGAAUAGCCCUAAAUGAAAAGACUCUGCUCUGUUAGAUUUCUUCAUUCCGCCAUGUUGCAUUAAAAGCAGCACAUGGGACCCCACCAUGUUGGAGUUUAUUUUUAA
Erpetoichthys calabaricus (reedfish) is the source of this 5177-nucleotide messenger RNA. RefSeq names its product zinc finger protein 845-like. The coding region runs from base 207 to 3581 and encodes 1124 amino acids. Gene Ontology annotation, molecular function: RNA polymerase II cis-regulatory region sequence-specific DNA binding; DNA-binding transcription factor activity. The transcript has 5 exons. The record is from RefSeq and is a predicted model, not a curated record. Lineage: Eukaryota; Metazoa; Chordata; Cladistia; Polypteriformes; Polypteridae. Gene Ontology annotation, biological process: regulation of transcription by RNA polymerase II.